Messenger RNA from Gigantopelta aegis, 747 nucleotides. RefSeq lists its product as uncharacterized. Lineage: Eukaryota; Metazoa; Mollusca; Gastropoda; Neomphalida; Peltospiridae. The coding region runs from base 1 to 747 and encodes 248 amino acids. Gene Ontology annotation, biological process: DNA replication, removal of RNA primer. The transcript has a single exon. The record is from RefSeq and is a predicted model, not a curated record. Gene Ontology annotation, molecular function: RNA-DNA hybrid ribonuclease activity; nucleic acid binding.
AUGCUGGACAGGGACUACCCACCCACCACCUGGACCCGAGUCUAUAUAGAUGGCUCUGCAGAAAAUGCUGUGCGAAAUGGGGGAGGUGGUGUCUACAUACAGUAUCCUGACGGCAGUUCUGACACCAAGUCUGUCGCCACUGGUCAGUUCUCCACCAACUUCAAAGCUGAAACCUGUGCCUUACUUCAUGCUGCUCAGAUGCUGAAUGGAAGAGACGACCCAUUUUCUCACACAGUCUUCCUCACUGAUUGCCGAGCCCUUCUCCAGAGUCUUCAGUCCACACAUAUAGACCAGAUCCUCCAAGAUACCAGAAGGGAACUCCAAACACUGGGCUCCAAAACAAAACUGGUGUUACAGUGGAUCCCCUCCCACUGCGGUGUUAUGGGAAAUGAAAAAGCUGACAGACUCUCCAAGCUGGGCAGCAAACAGGAGCAAACUGCCCACCAGAUGUCAUAUGGUGAAGUCAAGACCCUUCUAAAAAAACACUUCAAGAACAUGUGGAGGCAGCGUCUGCAGAUAGGGCCUGAAGGGAAUGGCAUCUACCAGCUGAACAGGUCACAACAGGUCACUAUUUUCAGGCUGAGAACAGGACAUUGUCAGCUCCUCUCGCAUCUCUUCAGGCUGAAAAGCUCUCACACGGACGAGUGCCCAUGUGGCACUGGUCCACAGACACCAGCCCACAUUCUCCAAUCCUGUCCCACCUUCGACACACUGCGACAGCAAACGUGGCCAAUGCAGUGGACCUAA